UUCACGCAAUGUUUACUAGAAUUUCUGUCUUUGCAACUACUAAAAUAUUAAAUUCCUUAUCCACAUUAAGAAAUAUCCAAAGCUAUUCUGCUGUGAUGUCUAAAUUUGAUCUUCCAGAUCGCUUAAAAGGCAAUGAAAAGUCAGUAUGGGUAGAAUAUAUUCAAUUGGCUUUAAAGUACAAACCAUUAAAUUUAGGACAAGGAUUUCCAGAUUUUCAUGCUCCUGAAAAUGUAACAGAAGCUUUAGCUUCUGUAACUACAAGUGAUAAUCCUCUUUUGAACCAAUAUACCAGAGGAUUUGGUCAUCCACGUUUGGUAAAUGUUAUUGCAAAAUUAUACUCUAAACUUUUAAAUCGUAAUUUGGAUGCAAAUAAUGAAGUUCUUGUAACUGUUGGAGCUUAUGAAGCAUUAUAUACUGCCUUCCAAGGUCAUACUAAUCCUGGAGAUGAAUGGAUAAUUAUUGAACCUUUUUUUGAUUGCUAUGUACCUAUGGUUAAAUGUGUUGGUGGAGUACCAAGAUUUAUUGCUUUAAAACCAAGAACUACAAAAGGACCUCUCAGUUCUGCAGAUUGGGUGUUUGACAGACAAGAAUUAGAGAGUCUGUUCAAUAAAAAGACUAAAGGAAUAAUUAUUAACACUCCACAUAAUCCUGUAGGAAAGGUUUUUACUUUAGAUGAAUUACAAUUUAUUGCUAAUUUAGCUAAGAAAUGGAACACUCUUGUUAUAUCAGAUGAAGUUUAUGAAUGGCUUGUUUAUGAACCAUAUAAACAUGUUAGAAUUGCAACAUUACCUGACAUGUAUGAACGCACAAUUACCAUUGGAUCCGCUGGUAAAACGUUCAGUGUCACUGGGUGGAAGCUAGGGUGGGCCUAUGGCCCAGAAAAUUUAUUAUAUAACUUAAAAGUUGUUCAUCAAAAUGCUGUAAUUUCUGUAGCUAUUGGAUUUGAGCAAGAAUUAGAAAGAUUUGGUCAACCUGACUGUUAUUUUGUUAGUUUAGCGAAAGAAUUAUUGCCGAAACGAGAUUAUAUGGCUAAAUUUCUUAGCGAUGUAGGAAUGUCUCCAACAGUCCCUGAAGGCGGAUACUUUAUGGUGGCUAAUUGGACGGCUUUACAAGACAAGGUUAGAUUAGAUGAAGAAACUGAUGAGAACAGAGACUACCGUUUUACAAAAUGGAUGACAAAAAACGUCGGAGUACAAGGAAUUCCACCAUCUGCAUUUUAUAGUUCUGAACAUAAACAUUUAGGUGAAGAUAAUGUUCGAUAUUGCUUCAUAAAGAAAGAUGAAAACUUAAAGAAAGCAGCUGAAAUUUUAAUGAAAUGGAAAUCUCAACAGUAAUAGGAAGAAUAAUUUUUGU
Habropoda laboriosa is the source of this 1353-nucleotide messenger RNA. It is a transcript of the gene Kyat, whose product is annotated as kynurenine--oxoglutarate transaminase 3. The transcript is spliced from 8 exons. Lineage: Eukaryota; Metazoa; Arthropoda; Insecta; Hymenoptera; Apidae. Bases 9 to 1334 code for a protein of 441 amino acids. Gene Ontology annotation, cellular component: cytoplasm; mitochondrion. Gene Ontology annotation, biological process: biosynthetic process. Gene Ontology annotation, molecular function: pyridoxal phosphate binding; L-kynurenine:2-oxoglutarate transaminase activity. The record is from RefSeq and is a predicted model, not a curated record.